AUGACUGUCGCACUUACCUCGCACGCCAAUCUUCCCUCCCUUCUGAUUCCCGACCCAACUCAAGAACAACAAACACAUUUGCGACGAACACAAUGCCAAAGAAUACGAGAGGAGGAAACGGCGGUCAGUCAUUCCGCCCGGGUCCUUAUGAUAGGCCGCCGACCGAGCUUGGUGGUCGUGGACACGGUCGAGGAGGUGAUCGGGGCCGUGGAGGUGAUAGAGGCCAUGGUCGUGGGGGCUUUGGCUCCAACUCUGAUGGUGGUCGUGGAGGCUACUUGCCACCCCCGGAUGGAGGUCGUGGAGAAUGCUAUUGAGCCUGUUAAAGUCUUUGAUCGGUCCAUGGAUGAUAGGGCCACAACACGGUCAGAUGCCAGGUCGAUUCUUGGUGUCAAGUCACCCCUGCGUCUAUCGGGAGCUUCUUGAACCUGGACUUACCCUCAAAGGUCCAAUCAACACUUGCAACUGUCGCGCCCUCGGUGGCGGUUCUUCAAAGAACUAAGAUGCUGGACGACUCAGAUGGCAGUAAGAACAAGAGUAGGCCGAAAGGUGAUAUGGCCGAAGGGAUGCCAGCCAGGCUCCACGCAACAUCAUGUAUGUGAAUGAAACUGGAACGAAUGGUGGGCUUGCAGGAUUCUGUGUAAAUGUGAGUCCGUAUCAACAUCUACAUGAGAUCGA
Fusarium redolens is the source of this 675-nucleotide messenger RNA. RefSeq lists its product as uncharacterized. The transcript has 2 exons. The coding region runs from base 1 to 423 and encodes 140 amino acids. Lineage: Eukaryota; Fungi; Ascomycota; Sordariomycetes; Hypocreales; Nectriaceae. The record is from RefSeq and is a predicted model, not a curated record.